This is a messenger RNA of Erythranthe guttata (spotted monkey flower), 670 nucleotides long. NCBI's taxonomy places the organism in Eukaryota, Viridiplantae, Streptophyta, Magnoliopsida, Lamiales, Phrymaceae. The record is from RefSeq and is a predicted model, not a curated record.
UUAUUCAAUUCUCGACAACAGACAUUGGCCUCCGUCAAUGGCCGAUUCAGUCAAAUCGACUCAAAUAUCAAACCCUACUGCCUCAGGGAACAAGAAAAUGAAGGUCAAGAUUUUACAUGGCAUGCUAUUGGUUCUUGGACAUGGGAUGCUCAAGACGAAACUUGCGGUAUUUGUAGGAUGGCUUUUGAUGGUUGUUGCCCUGAUUGUAAGCUUCCAGGCGAUGAUUGCCCUUUAAUGUGGGGAGCUUGUAACCAUGCAUUCCAUCUUCACUGCAUAUUGAAGUGGGUGAAUUCACAAACUUCGCAAGCACAUUGUCCGAUGUGCCGUAGGGAGUGGCAGUACAAAGAAUGAAUGAUCGAAGUUGACUGUUUCUUGACCUAAUUUCUUUUUUUUUUAUGUUGUUGUUAUUUGUUGUUUGGUUAGUUCGAUAACUUUUGAGCAACGGCAAAGUUAGGAAGAAAUGAAGUGUUAUUUUGGUUUUAUGGAGAAAAUGUGCGUAUUCGAGUUUCGACUAUACAAUUGCAGGAACUUUUUGUUAGCUAAUCUUGUUGUGGCUAUCAAACGAGGUCGUUUUCGGUACGAAUUUGAGUGUAAGUACAGUGAUAUGUAAUAUCAUUCUUGAAUCCUGGAAUUGACUAUAAAUUAGGUUCCACUUUUUUGUUCCAAACAA